Verruconis gallopava is the source of this 1462-nucleotide messenger RNA. RefSeq lists its product as uncharacterized. The record is from RefSeq and is a predicted model, not a curated record. Gene Ontology annotation, biological process: protein import into mitochondrial intermembrane space. The transcript is spliced from 4 exons. Gene Ontology annotation, molecular function: zinc ion binding. Gene Ontology annotation, cellular component: mitochondrial intermembrane space. The coding region runs from base 108 to 479 and encodes 123 amino acids. NCBI's taxonomy places the organism in Eukaryota, Fungi, Ascomycota, Dothideomycetes, Venturiales, Sympoventuriaceae.
GCCCUGCUAAAAGUUGCCGACACAAAGCGGAAACACUUUUCUCUAGAAACGACGCUCAAACUUUACCCACUACGCUGCCACGAACAUCUCUCCUUUGGAACAUCACCAUGUGCAAACAUAUUCUCAACGCACAAGUUGCGAUCCGCUCUGCGUGCUGUAAGAAAUGGUUUGACUGCGCAGAAUGCCAUCAGGAGACGGAAGACCACCCUCUUCUGAAGCGCAACGAGAUGGUGUUUGCGUGCAAAAAGUGCAAGAAGUGCUUUAGGAAGGACGCUUCGGAGUUUGAGGAGUCGGAUGAGUACUGUCCACACUGUGACAACCAUUUUGUGAUCGACGCGGUGACUCCGCAGGCGCGGCUCGAGGUGGAAGGGGAAGAUGUGCGCAUCGAUUCGAGGAUGCUCAAAGACGACCGCAUGCGGCAGGACAAGCCCAAGACGAUCUGGGAUCUCGCCGACGCCACGGACACGAAGCUGGGCUGAGGGCCAUGGGGCUCGUCGAACAUGGGACGAGCAGAACAGAAGGUCUCUGGAGGGAGCCGAGAUGCCAAGUGAAUAUGACGAUUUGUUAAAUGAGCUACAUAGCAUGAUACCCCACGAAUUGAGCGACUCUUACGUCUGUGUAGACAGGCUACCGCGUGUCUUUUCCAACGAGCUCGAGGGAGAACGAUGCAGACUGAGGAGCGGACGUGAUUGCGCAGAGUGGUCGGUUGUAGACGUGCACAGGGGGACGUAGGCACUCAGCAGUAUGCACAUCAGUGUCAGCAGCAGCCUGGACAUGUUUCUCUGUGUACAUGAAAAGGGCGCGUGCUACACACUGCCUCAAAGGGGUUGGCUUCCGGAACCAGAUCGGACGACAACUGGACGUAAAAGGCAAAGAUCAAAAGGCGCGAGAUGGUUUUUUUUCUCGUGUCCAGACGCAGAAGAGGGACGCUCUCCGGACGGUGGAGAGGGUACCAUAAGCAAAUAAUUCCUCAAAUGUCUGACAUUUGCUUGGUUUGGUGACGGAGUGCUUUGCAGCGCGCACACGUGGGCAGAUGUGGAAAUACAGAUUUGCACGUACGUAUGUAUACACAUGUACAAAUAUGCAGACACGCAUAUAUAUGUGUGCGUGUGCGUGUGCGUGUGCGUGUGUGCGUGUAUGUGUGUGUGUGAGUGUGUAUGUAGUGAGCGUGCAUGCAUGAAUGCGUGCCUUUCUUCAGGUGUACAUUCUCUUGUGUACAACCCGCCCGUGUACGGGUACGAACGGGCACGUGUUCUUCGGAAUCACGUAAGUCAGGCGUCGUCGGCGACCUGUUCCUGUGUACGUAAUUUUGCUUCGACGAGCCAAUGGUGGGUGCGAGCCAGCAAUGGCUGGAGGCCUCCUAAAGAUUUGGCUUGGCUGCCCUGAGCCACAGCACGACACGGUCGCAUUGUUCGAAGUCCAGAGACAGCACUCGCAAGGGACGGUCGAAUUCUUGUUUCGA